Messenger RNA from Engraulis encrasicolus (European anchovy), 7341 nucleotides. RefSeq names its product solute carrier family 4 member 2b (gene slc4a2b). Gene Ontology annotation, biological process: transmembrane transport; monoatomic anion transport; regulation of intracellular pH. Gene Ontology annotation, cellular component: plasma membrane; apical plasma membrane; basolateral plasma membrane. Bases 426 to 4115 code for a protein of 1229 amino acids. Gene Ontology annotation, molecular function: monoatomic anion transmembrane transporter activity; solute:inorganic anion antiporter activity. The record is from RefSeq and is a predicted model, not a curated record. NCBI's taxonomy places the organism in Eukaryota, Metazoa, Chordata, Actinopteri, Clupeiformes, Engraulidae. The transcript is spliced from 24 exons.
GCGGAAUAUGUAUCUCAUCACGCACGCGCAUGAUGCAUGUGGCUGUGAUGAUGCGAGAUGGGACAUACACGUAAGGAAGAAAAUCCCAUGGCAUUCAGGUGUUGAGGAGUGGGAUGUGAUGGCAGUGGGGAAGAAGCUAUUCCUUGCGUUUGGAGGUUUUGGUGUGCGAUGAUCUACAGCGAUUGACGGAGGAGAGGAACCUGUGCAGGUGCCCUGACUCCACACUACUAUGUCAGUGGUAGCCCCACAGCAAUAAGCACACCAAGGUUAUGCAGCCCAUAAGUUCCGGCCUCAGUCCCAGCGAGAAGGAAAAGGGCUAAAGCCUGAGCCAGGUUUGAGGAGGCUCCAUAGCAGUGCAGAGCCCUACCCACUACUUCCACACCACAGCCACCACCACAGGUGCCCACCACAGCGGAGCAGGAGCCAUGAGUGACCCUCAAUCCCCCAUCCAUGCCAUGGACACAGUGGCGUCCAUCACUUACACCUCCGAGUCGCCGGCGGCGUCAUCGCGUGCCGGGAGUAGACACCAGAAGCAGCAGGACGAGGACGAUGGAGACCUGAACAAGGCCCUGGGGGUGCAGCGCUUCCAGCAGAUCCUCAGCCCCACUCCCGGCGUCACCGAUGAGCAGCACCGCGCUUGCCAUGAGGAGGACAUAGAGUAUCACCGCAGCUCCUCUCAUCACAUCCACCGGCCUCUGUCCAAGCUUCCUGGAGACAGCAAGAGAAAGAAGAAGAAGAGGAGGGGCCGUGAGCACAGCAGCAGCUCCGGGCCUGGUGUAGCGCUCUCUGUAGAGGAGGGUGAGGAGGAGGAUGAGGAAGAGGAGGAGGAAGAGGAGACCGCACGCAGCAAAGGCAGUGCUGCUCCAUCGACUGAGGAGGCCCAUGGGGUCCAAGAUGUGCAGUUCUUUGUGGCCUGUGACGACCCCGCUGAGGGGUCAGAGAGCGCCCACCCUAAUCAGGACAUCGCUAUGGUGCCCGCCUCCACAGAAGGCAUGGCUCGGCAAGAUUCCACGCCAACUGAGUCUCUUCCUGAAGCUCCCAGUGCCACUCCGAUAGCGAGGGUGUCCAGCAGAAGCUACGACCUGCAGGAGCGGCGGCGUAUCGGCAACAUGACGGGCACGGAGCAGGCAAAGUACGAGCGCAUCCCCACCGACGAGACGGAGGCACAAACGCUGGCCUCGGCCGACCUGGAUGGAAUCAAAAGUCACCGGUUCGAGGAUGUCCCGGGCAUGCGAAGACAUCUGGUGCGUAAGAGCACCAAGGGUCAGGUGGUCCACAUGGGCAAAGACCACAAGGAGUCCAGCACGCGCAGCAGCCGCAAACAACUGGACCGCACCCCACACGAGGUGUUUGUGGAGUUGAACGAGCUGAUCAUGGACAAGAACCAGGAGAUGCAGUGGAGGGAGACGGCUCGCUGGAUCAAGUUUGAGGAGGACGUGGAGGAGGAGACGGACCGCUGGGGCAAACCCCACGUGGCUUCCCUCUCAUUCCGCUCUCUUCUGGAGCUCCGCAAAACUAUAUCUCACGGUACCGUGCUCCUGGAUCUGGACCAGAAGACCCUCCCUGGCAUCGCCCACCAGGUGGUGGAGCAGAUGAUCAUCUCGGAUCAGAUCAAGGCAGAGGACCGCGCCAAUGUCCUGCGGGCACUCCUGCUCAAGCACAGCCAUCCGAGUGACGAGAAGGAGCACGCGUCUUUCCCGCGCAACAUUUCGGCGGCCAGCCUGGGGUCCCUGAUCUCCUCCCAUCACCACCACCACCACAGCAGCAGCAGCAACCACCACAUCUCCCAGCCGGAGCUGACCAUCACUGAGCCCCUCAUGACGGCUGGAGUCAACAACGAUGGCGAGCUCCGCAUCAGCAUUGACAAGAACGAGCCACACGCUCAGAAGGACUCGAUGCCAAUAGGAAUGCACAGGUCCAAAUCGAAGCAUGAACUCAAGCUGCUGGAGAAAAUUCCAGAAAAUGCAGAAGCAACAGUCGUACUUGUUGGUGCUGUGGACUUCCUGGAGCAGCCCACCAUGGCCUUUGUGCGACUGCAGGAGGCGGUCCAAUUGGACUCGGUUCUGGAGGUGCCGGUGCCCGUGCGCUUCCUCUUUGUGCUGCUGGGGCCUCCCAGCACCAACAUGGACUACCACCAGAUCGGCCGCUCCAUCUCAACACUCAUGUCUGAUAAGCAUUUCCACGAGGCUGCCUACCUGGCGGACGACAGGCAAGACCUUCUGAACGCCAUCAACAGCUUCCUGGACUGCAGCAUCGUGCUUCCGCCCUCGGAGGUGGGAGGCGAUGAGCUGCUGCGCUCGGUGGCGCGCUUCCAACGGGAGAUGCUGCGCAAGAGGGAGGAGCAGGAGGGGAAACUACUGGCCAAGGAAGUCAAGAGCCAAGAGGAGAAAGAGUCUCUCCUUGCUGCAGGCAAACCCGGAGAUGACCCACUGCAGCGCACAGGCCGGCCUUUCAGGGGCGUGAUCCGCGACGUCCGCCGCCGCUAUCCCAAGUACGUCAGCGACUUCCGCGACGCCCUGAACGCACAGUGCAUGGCCGCCGUCAUUUUCAUCUACUUUGCGGCCCUCUCGCCGGCCAUCACCUUCGGUGGCCUCCUGGGGGAGAAGACGGAGGGGCUGAUUGGCGUGUCGGAGCUCAUCGUUGCCACGGCGAUCCAAGGCGUGCUCUUCUGCCUCCUGGGGGCUCAGCCUCUCCUGGUGGUGGGCUUCUCUGGACCCCUGCUGGUGUUCGAGGAAGCCUUCUACUCAUUCUGCAAGUCGAACAAUAUAGAGUACCUCACAGGUCGGGUGUGGAUCGGCUUCUGGCUCAUCAUCAUCGUCCUCCUGGUUGUAGCCUUUGAGGGGAGCUUCUUGGUGCGCUUUGUGUCACGAUUCACACAGGAGAUUUUCUCAUUUCUCAUCUCCCUCAUCUUCAUCUAUGAGACCUUCUCCAAACUUGGCAAGAUAUUUCUUCAUCAUCCACUGAAGCGAUGCACAAUCAUCACAGACUACAACAGCACUUUUGGCAAUGAUACAGCUGAGCUUGCCACUACCGAUGCCCCUCCAGGCAAUCGCACUCUUCCCCUCGUGGUCAACGGAGAGCCCAACACCGCCUUGCUCUCUCUCGUCCUCAUGUCCGGGACGUUCUUCAUCGCCUUCUAUCUUCGCAAGUUUAAGAACAGCGCAUUUUUUCCUGGCAGGCUCCGCAGGGUGAUUGGUGAUUUUGGUGUCCCAAUUGCAAUCUUCAUUAUGGUGCUGGUGGACUACAGUAUUCAGGACACAUACACACAGAAAUUAAGUGUGCCCAGUGGCUUUUCUGUGACCAGCCCUGAGAAGCGUGGCUGGUUUGUGAAUCCGCUGGGCAUGGUGGACCCCUUCCCUAUCUGGAUGAUGGCCGCCAGUAUCCUGCCUGCCCUCCUGGUCUUCAUCCUCAUCUUCAUGGAGACCCAGAUCACUACCCUGAUCGUGAGUAAGAAGGAGCGGAUGUUGGUGAAGGGCUCCGGCUUCCACCUGGACCUGCUGGUCAUCGUGGCUCUGGGCGGCACGUCCGCCUUGUUCGGCCUGCCCUGGAUGGCGGCCGCCACCGUGCGCUCCGUCACUCACGUCAACGCCCUGACCGUCAUGAGCAAGGCGGUCGCCCCCGGAGACAAGCCACGCAUCCAGGAGGUGAAGGAGCAGAGGGUGACGGGGCUCCUGGUGGCUAUUCUCGUCGGUUUGUCCAUUGUGAUCAGUAAAGUCCUGCAGCAGAUCCCCAUAGCUGUUCUAUUUGGCAUCUUCCUGUACAUGGGAGUGAUGUCUCUGAACGGGAUCCAGCUGACCGAGCGCAUGUUGUUGCUGCUCAUGCCGCCCAAGUACCACCCCGACCACACCUACGUGCGGAAGGUCAAGACGCUGCGUAUGCACCUGUACACGGCGGUGCAGCUGGUUUGCCUGGCUGUGCUGUGGGCCGUCAUGUCCACUGCGGCCUCGUUGGCCUUCCCCUUCGUCCUCAUCCUCACUGUGCCCAUCAAGAUGUUCCUUCUCCCACGGAUCUUCACCUCCAGAGAAAUGCAAUGUCUGGAUGCCGACGAUGCAGAGCCCACAUUUGAUGAGCGGGAAGGUCAGGACGAGUACACAGAGAUGCACAUGCCAGUGUGAGCCAGUGCCAUGGAAGUAAGAGUUAGGCUAUGCCCAUUGACCUCCGCGUUUCAUUUUUACACAAAAUAUAGCGGCUCAAGGAGCCUUUGACACACCGAUCACCAUUGACAUAGUUCCAAAAAAUAGUUCCAGGAAGCGAGUGUCAAACACAGAAAGUCAAGUAAAGGUAAAUUUAAUUAAUUUCUAUUAAUUUCUACGUCAACUUUGCUUGCUAUGUAGUGCUUCUGUGUUAGUCUUGAGCAAAAAGAAGGCCGCUGCCAAGAAUUAUUCCAAUCCAUGUGAAUCAUGUCACCAACCGACUUCCUGUGCCCCGGUUGUCACAACUCUGAAUUCCAUGGCUCUGGUCUGAGCCACACUGUAUGUGCAUCAGGACAGCACAUAUCCAAUGGUGUCAAUCCCUCCACCUACACAAAUGUUUAAUCAGCCAACAAAGACAAGUGCCUUAGAGAGGUUUCUCAAUCAUUGCGACAUAAGAACAGAAAAAACAAACACACACAGACACUUGACACAAUACCACAAUACCACACACACCUGCUGCUGAACAACAUGGCGUAGAGGCCAGAUGGGUGUGAUUUUAAAAUGCGUUUUGUAAUAUUUAUUUUUGUAUGCAUCACUACACAGUUUUAAAGGGCUCAUAAGAAGAUGAUUACCAUGAAGUGUCUGCUGUACUGAAACAUCUGUGCAUGUCAUGAGUGUUUAAUGUAAACACACACACACACACACACACACACACACACACACACACACACACACACACACACACACACACACACACACACACACACACACACACACACACACACACACACACACACACGGCAAAUGAAGACAAAUGAAGCUACUCUCCUGUCGGAUGUUGACCACGUUGUAACUGAGAUCGUCCUUGGUUUUAUCAGUACAUGUAACAUUAUUGCACGUGUGUGCACUUGUGUAAGGUCAUCUCAUCACUGUGUUUAACAGUACUUAAUUCACCUGUGGACCAGCUUAAAGUAUCAUAAUCUGUCAUAUCGUUAAUUUUGCGUUUUUAUGUCCUAUCACUCCUUGGUGUUCAAAUGGUCUACCCGCUAAGAAACACAGUUGAUCAGUUUUGACCAAAUGGCUGUUACAGAGUCCCUAGUUAAUGGAGGUGUCAAAAGUAAAAGUAAAAGUGAAUUCACGGUGUAAGUACAACACUAGCACAUUACAGUAUAUGGCUGUUACACCAUUUACUCCUUUGUAUUUAAUGAGAGAUAGACAGUGGUGUUACUGAAAAACACUAAAACCUAACGAGGACCCACCACAAUCUUGAUCCAACCAGUGCAAAGUCAGCUGAUCGUAAGACAAGUACACAGGUCUACUGGUUACUCAGAUAAGUCACCUGUGUUGGAAAGGAACUGUUUUACUCUCGCUUUUGACACUUUUGCUGGUUAACUCUCUAAGUAUGAAAGUACGAGUCACAGUUGCACUUACUAAAGACCUACAGUACAGACCUAAUGCUGCCUAACCCCUUUGUCCCCUUUUAAAGAAGGCUGCUGUAAAUCCAGGACAGAUGUGCUUAACUUGUGUGUGGUGGUGUCAUGCUGUUCAACAUGAUUUGUAUGAAUAUGUGUUUAUGGGAGUAUUGAACAUAACACUUUCAUGGUGAGGUUGUCUACAAACUGUAGUGCAUGGGAAAUCUCCUGAAUUGUGCCAAUUUAUCAUUGCUUGUCCCUGUUGUUCGAUGACACACUUGAGUGGUCAUUCAGAAGAAUUAUGAAUUGGUCCAAAAGUUGAAAAGUUGUAGUUGUCACCUUGCUGACAUCUCUGACAUUUGGGGUAACUGACACAAAGGUUUUACCUGUGAGGGUUGUGGGUGGUUUGUCAGGCUGUCAUCAUGCUUUAGCGUAUGUAUCGCACGCUAGUGCAUUCAGCGUGUUGGUGCGACGCAUUUUGAAGUUAAAGCGUGCUCCUGAAUGCAACGGUAAAGCGCUUUCAUGCACUUUUGACACGUGACGAGGUUUGCGCAGUUUUCCCUCCGUGUCAGCGAUUUUGUUUUGUCACAGCGCAUUUCUGCAAAUAUGCUUUGCUGUGCCCUAACCAAAACCACCCCUAAACCUAACCUGUCAGUAAAGCAAUGUUUCUGCUGCUUUACUUUUGCCAAUAACAGCGAGAUUAGGCGAAUUUCUACCUAAAUUGAGCCUAAACCAAAACCAUUCCUAAACCUAACCUGUCAGAGGGCGUCGUGGAGCACGACUUAACUUGAAAAUGCGUAGUGGACACACGCGAUAGUGGGUUCAAAUCAGCGUGUCAUAGAUACGCCUAUGCAUGAUGACAUGUUGCGUUUGUAAGGGUUUAAAUGCUGCAUAAUCAGUUACCAUCUCAAGUUCACCGUCUAUGUAUCUUGUCAUUGCCCUCCUUUUUAUGUUUUUUUUUUUCAAUGUAUCUCAAACAAGCAUCUCUAUAUAAUAUGAAUGUUUUCAUGUGUGAUAUACUAAAUACCUGCUUUUCUGUGAACUCUUGUAAGUGCCUCUGCUGACCAGACAGUGUUCUUACCCUUCCUCCUUCAGACUUUGUUAUGCUUGCUUGUGAAUUUUAAAAUCAUAGAAUUAACAUGGAUGAUGGCGUGUACUGUACUUAUAGCAAAGACACAUUUUUUUCUUUUUAAAAAAAUAUAUAUAUUUACUGGUCAUGACUGAUUCUAAGUAUACCAAAUAUCAUGUCUCUGUAGGAAAAUCAUUUGGGUUCCGCUGUCUGAGGUUAUAUUUUUCAGUAAAUUAUUAAUAAUGAACUAUGAAUAUAUUUUUAAGAUUUAUUUUUUAUAUAUACUUCACACACAGCUGGGUGUUUGUAUUGGCCAAGGUCUUUAUAUUGCUGUUCUCCGCUGUGCAUAAAGGUCUUCUGCACUCCUCUACAGAGAAUUGACUUCAGUUGUGCCAUGUAUGUCUUCAUUUGGUCUGUCUGUAUUUUUUGCAUUUAAAGUUUCAUGUAAUGCUAAUAGACAAAGGUGCAUUACGAGAUGUUCUGAUUGUUUUGGAGAUAAGGACAAUGUUGUAAUUACAAUCAUAGCCGAUUAUAUCAAGAUAAAGCGGAAAUCGAAAAUAAGACAUGGAAUCUAGAUACCUUUUGGGUGAGUCUCAGACAAACAACUGAAGUCCAGUAUGGAACAAGUAUGCCUUUUUGUAUCUGUUUCAAUUACAGUUAUUGGUCUGGCUUUUAUUAUGUAUGUCCAUGUAUGUAGUGUAUGAAUAAACAUAAUUUUAUGACUAUC